GAGAGGCUGAGACGGCUUCCACAAUCACUCAGAAACAUUCACAUGAAGCUUGCACAGAGAGGCAGGGGGCAGGAUUCAAGCGAUCUUUGCAUGGGCUAUGCUUCUGAUAAUACCACCGAAGGGAGGAAGGAACCUAAGCAAGUUGUCUUACUUUGUCACUGCAAAAGCUGGAUCCAGAAGUUGCAAUGAGAGCAGAUAAUGGAAUGAAUCACAUGCAUCUGCUAUAACUGAAUGCAUGGUUAGGAAUUUAUAAUGACAGUGGCUUGGAUGACUAUGUACAUGCUUCAAGGUCAGCAUCGCAAGUGAAAGCAGAGUUUGCAAAUAUUUCCCAGAUAAAAUAUGCGCCUGCCUUAAAGAGAGAGAGUGGGAAGCCAUCUCUUGCUUUCGGCCUUUCUUGAUUGUGCUGUGAUGUCAGAAUAACAAAACAACAAACUAUACAGAAGCUGAAGAAGCAAGGCAUUAAACAACUUUGUUUUGCUCAGGAAAAACCAUGGUUAUCAUCAUUCAAAAAAGAGGCAGUCAAUCCUUCACCUUCACAAAAGCUUCAAGAAGGGAUAUAAAUGAAAUAAGAUACAUUUUAUAUUGGUUGUCAUUUCUAAUUUGAAAAAAGUAGGCUAAUGGAAACAAUUGUCUACAGCUAUGGAUGACCAUUUUAGCUCUACAUAAUUUGCACAAUGCAUUUUGUUCCUUUUCUCAAUAACAGUGAAUUUUAGUCAUUUAUAAAGCAUUGUAAAAACUAUUGUCUUUAAUUGUUAAUGUUUGUGUUGUACAUUCUUAAGGUUACUUUUUCAUAUGUAAAAAUAAGGGUGAGAAUGUGUUUAACUGGCCAUUCACCUGAAAGUGAUAAUGUAGCAGUGUCCAGCUGUUAAUAGAGUACAUCCUCACAUCCAUUUUCCACAGUAUAUUAAGUUUACAGAGAUGCUAAGCAAAGCAAAGCAAUAAGGAACUGCCAUAUAUAACUGUAAAUGAUUUAUAACAAUAGUAAAGACUGAGGUAUUAUUUAUUAUUAGAAACAAUUAAAUAUUUUGCAUAUGCAGAGUAAAAACAACCAGUUUAAAUCAACUCUUGGGGUUACUUCCAUGUCUAAGUCAGAAUAUGUGAGAUUUGUACCCUAAUUUCCUUCUUUAAGCCAGUACAUGUCAUUGACAUUUGCAGGGGAUGGCGUCUGCAGAUAACGAAACUGGGCCAAAUGGCACACCUUCCCCUGACUCUAAAGUAAAAGAUUACUCUCUCUUUGUUUUUGUGUUCUUUGUCACCUGCCUUACAAUUGUAAUUUUCAUAACAAUAGUUGGUAAUGUGAUUGUAUGCAUGGCUGUAACUUAUGAUCGCAAGCUGAGAAGCCUCACAAACUGCUUCAUCGUAUCCUUGGCCACCACAGACCUUCUUCUGGGAAUUCUUGUAAUGCCGUUCUCUGCCAUAAAUGAGUUUAAAAAAGAAUGGCCACUGGGGGCAACGUUCUGCAACAUUUAUAUCAGCCUAGAUGUAAUGCUCUGCACAGCUUCCAUCCUAAACCUUUUUGCAAUCAGCUUGGAUCGCUACUAUGCAGUCACCACACCUCUGAAGUACACUAUGGUAGUGACAUCUCAACGAGUUGCCAUAGGAAUGGGGAUCAUCUGGGUUGUGUCUCUCAUGGUAUCUUUCCUCCCCAUUCACUUAGGAUGGAACACUAAAGAUUUCAAAGUUCAGAACACUGAUAAUGAAACACACUGCGAGUUCAAGCUUAAUAUGGGAUAUGUGCUAGUUGAUGGAUUUUGUACAUUUUAUUUUCCACUAGUUGUUAUGAUAAUUACUUACCAUAGAAUAUUUAAAAUUGCCAGAGAACAGGCCAAGAGGAUUAACAAUAGUUCAUGUUAUAACACAGUUAAAGCGACAUCCCCAGUGAUAAAGGAACACAAGGCAACAGUAACGCUUGCAGCAGUUAUGGGUGCUUUCAUCAUAUGCUGGUUCCCUUAUUUCACAGUUUUUGUGUAUCAAGGAGUCAGUGGACAGAAAGCUGAUACAAUAUUGUUUUCUGUAGUGCUCUGGCUUGGCUAUAUUAACUCUGCAUUAAAUCCUAUCCUCUAUGGGGCUCUGAAUAGGGACUUUCGCAUGGCUUAUCAGCGCCUGCUGAGGUGCAGAAGGAUAGGCCUGGUGCAUGAAGAUUCCAACAUAACACCAUCCAGUUCUCAAAAAUCAACAGCAUAUAAAUCACUGGAGCUAAACGAGAAGAAGCCACUAACAGUUGAGGAGACAAAAGUGAACUGUUUCACUGAUGCCACUUCGGAAAGAUAAACGUUUAUUUUUCUGACAGUUGGGGCUUUGUACUCUGAUGCAAUACCAGAUUUCAAAAACGUAAAUAACUGUUUACUUCAACUCACAUCUGGUACUUAAAACUUUACUACAGUGAACCCAUAUCAGUGUCAUUUUGUUUUAUAUAUGCACUUCUGGUAAAAUAAAAAGUAAAAUUAUGAAAGAAGGUAGCAGUGUAGGUAUAUGCUAGACAG
Molecule: messenger RNA, 2483 nt
Organism: Protopterus annectens (West African lungfish)
Lineage: Eukaryota; Metazoa; Chordata; Ceratodontiformes; Protopteridae
Gene: HRH2
Product: histamine receptor H2
Exons: 2
Coding region: 1159-2271 (370 amino acids)
Biological process (GO): chemical synaptic transmission; G protein-coupled receptor signaling pathway, coupled to cyclic nucleotide second messenger
Cellular component (GO): dendrite; membrane
Molecular function (GO): G protein-coupled serotonin receptor activity; neurotransmitter receptor activity
Source: RefSeq, a predicted model, not a curated record